UGGAGAUGGAGAGUGAAAUUCGCGUCGCGAGCACUUCCUGGAUUUAUUUAUAAGGAUCAUGUGCUUCAUUGUCACAGUCCGUAUCCGUAUGAUCUUGGAAUACGCAGCGUGGUUUAACACUUGUUUUUAGUCUUGUUUGUUUUGAGAAUCAGUUUUUCUUAAGUGUGUGAUAAUACGUCCGGAGGUUCAUCUUGCGCAGCCAUUCAACGCCAAACUUCUGCAGGGCUGCUGAUCUACAGCGGAGUCUCGCUCCGUUUCGAGGACAAAAUGCCUCAGACGCCACCCUUUCCAGUGAUGUAUGGAUCCAAUGGAUACAACAAGAAUCUCUAUAAGGCCAAGGAAGAGGACUAUGAAGGCUUGUAUUACCAUGACAACAACCUGAUAUCUGGGUCCUUGGAGGCUCUUAUUGAGCACUUGGUUCCUACAGUGGCGUACUAUCCAGAUAGGACAUACAUCUUCACAUUCCUGCUUAGCUCCCGUCUCUUUCUUCACCCAUUUGAGCUGAUGUCCAAAGUGUGCCAUUUGUGUGUGGACCAGCAGAGACUCAGUGAUCCUCAGGCAGACAAGGCAAGAGUCAGGAAAAUUGCUCCCAAGAUCCUGCAGUUGCUGACUGAGUGGACGGAGACGUUCCCUUAUGACUUCAGGGAUGAGAGGAUGAUGAAGAGCCUGAAGGAACUAACACAUCGUCUGAGCAAUGGGGAGGAUCUGUAUCGUAAGGCGGUGCAACAGAUGACUCAAACGCUGAUCCGUAAGCUCACCACACUGAGCCAGUAUGAAGAGGCUCUGGCCAAGAUCAACUCCUCGGUGACGGACAGACUAACUGUGCUGAAGACCAAACCACAGUCCAUCCAGAGAGACAUUCUGACCAUCUGCAACGACCCCUUCACCCUGGCACAACAACUCACACACAUUGAACUGGAAAGACUGAGCUACAUCGGACCGGAGGAGUUUGUUCAGGCAUUUGUUCAGAAAGACCCUCUUGAUAACGACAAGAAUUGCUUCAGUGAUCACAAGAAAGCAAGUAACCUGGAGGCUUACGUGGAGUGGUUCAACAGGCUCAGCUACCUGGUGGCGACUGAGAUCUGCAUGCCAGUCAAGAAGAAACAUCGUGCUCGAGUCAUCGAGUUCUUCAUCGACGUGGCACGAGAAUGCUUCAACAUUGGCAACUUCAACUCGCUCAUGGCCAUCAUUACCGGGAUGAACAUGAGUCCUGUGUCGCGACUAAAGAAAACCUGGGCCAAAGUUAAAACCGCCAAAUUUGAUAUACUGGAGCACCAGAUGGAUCCUUCCAGCAAUUUUUACAACUACAGGACAGCAUUGCGCGGAGCCACUCAGAGAUCCAUCACUGCUCACAGCAGCAGAGAGAAGAUUGUUAUCCCUUUCUUCAGCCUCUUGAUUAAAGACAUUUACUUCCUCAAUGAAGGAUGUGCCAACAGGCUCCCGAACGGACAUGUGAAUUUUGAGAAAUUCUGGGAACUGGCCAAACAGGUGAUGGAGUUCAUGACUUGGAAGAAGGUGGAGUGUCCUUUCGACAGAGACCGCAAGAUUCUGCAGUACCUCCUGACCGCUCCAGUCUUCAGUGAAGAUGCUUUGUAUCUGGCGUCAUACGAGAGCGAAGGGCCCGAGAACAACAUGGAGAAAGACCGAUGGAAAUCUCUCAGGUCAUCUUUGCUGAGCAGGACAUAAUCCUGUGAGGAGCUCCAAAUCAAGUGAACCUUCUAACAAGCAAGCUGUGUCCCCCUUUUGCCUCCUUCCAAAAGUGAGAAGUAUCCCUGUUUUUCAAGGGAGAUGACAAUCCAUAUUUUGCUGAACGGCGCAUUUUUGUGUUGGAAAGAAGAUCUUUUUGAGAGUCUUUCAUACUGGAUAUUUCAGGCUUUUUCAUCUCUUUGUGCAAACUUUUGUACUCCUUGCACCCCCCCCCCCCC
Danio aesculapii is the source of this 1925-nucleotide messenger RNA. It is a transcript of the gene rasgef1ba, whose product is annotated as RasGEF domain family, member 1Ba. Lineage: Eukaryota; Metazoa; Chordata; Actinopteri; Cypriniformes; Danionidae. Gene Ontology annotation, biological process: Ras protein signal transduction; positive regulation of GTPase activity. The transcript has 14 exons. Gene Ontology annotation, cellular component: plasma membrane. The coding region runs from base 268 to 1686 and encodes 472 amino acids. The record is from RefSeq and is a predicted model, not a curated record. Gene Ontology annotation, molecular function: guanyl-nucleotide exchange factor activity.